This is a messenger RNA of Botrytis deweyae, 330 nucleotides long. RefSeq lists its product as uncharacterized. The coding region runs from base 1 to 330 and encodes 109 amino acids. The transcript is spliced from 4 exons. The record is from RefSeq and is a predicted model, not a curated record. NCBI's taxonomy places the organism in Eukaryota, Fungi, Ascomycota, Leotiomycetes, Helotiales, Sclerotiniaceae.
AUGGCUCCAUCAACAUGUUGCAAGAAGGGCGAGAAUGCUGGCAAUGGUUGUGUUUGUGCAACCCAAGCAAAGUGUUCCUGCGGCGAAAAGAAAGCUCUUGAAUGCACCUGCGCUAAAUCCGAGAGUGAGAAUAAGGUCGAGGGUGCCAGAUGUUCUUGCCGUGCCCGUGCAGCCGGAGCUUGUACCUGCGAGCGUUCCGCUGAGGAAAACAAGGUUCCUUCUGGAGAUCUCUGUUCAUGUGGUGCUAGACCUGCUGAUGCAUGCACCUGUGAGAAAGCCACAGAUGGUGGAUUACUUCCUACCGAGACGGAUUUCACUACUAAGGCUUAG